This is a messenger RNA of Linum tenue, 1684 nucleotides long. The record is from the annotation of a GenBank genome assembly. Lineage: Eukaryota; Viridiplantae; Streptophyta; Magnoliopsida; Malpighiales; Linaceae.
AAUCCCCUCUGAUUUCAAUCAUCCCUUUCUUCACACAGCUGUAGCAGCUAGCUCUCUCUUUUUUUUUUUUUUCCUUGCUUCCGAGUUAUGCUCUGUCUUGGAUUUGCAGCAACAAUCUUCCAUGGAAGCAGAUAGGCAGAAACAGCUCUUCGACACCAUAGCUAGCUCCAACUAUUUCCUCUUCGGUUUCUACUGCUGGGAUUGGGAAUUCCUCACCGCUCUCCUUCUCUUCAGUUGCCCCGCCGCCACCACCAUCUGAACAAACCCCAUCCUCCCACCAUUUCCAUUUCUUUAGCUCUAGCUCUCUCAGAUUAAUUACAAGUACAGGAACCAAAACAGAGUUCCUCUCUCUUUUUAUAGAUUUUGAUUGUUCACAGAGUUUCCCCUCAAAAUUUUCGGGGAAUCUUGGUGGCGGUGGUGUUUUUUUAAAAUCGAGCGGAAAAUAUGGCUCAGAGAUCGGUGCCGGCGCCGUUUCUGACGAAGACGUUCCAGCUGGUCGAUGAUCCGGCGACCGACGAUGUGGUUUCGUGGAGCGAGACCGGCGCGACGUUCGUGGUGUGGAAGACGGCCGAUUUCGCCAAGGAUUUGCUCCCUAAUUACUUUAAGCACAACAAUUUCUCCAGCUUCGUCCGCCAGCUCAAUACUUACGUAGGGUUUCGGAAGAUCGUCCCGGACAAAUGGGAGUUCGCCAACGACAACUUCCAGCGCGGCCGCAAGGAGCUCCUCUCCGACAUCCGCCGCCGCAAAAACGUCACUCCGGCCCCACCGAAAGCCGGCGGAGAAGGCAACAGCAACAACGACGGCGGGGAGAACAACAACAACUCCUCGUCGCACUCCGGCGAGGACAUGGGGUCCAGCUCGACGUCGUCACCCGAUUCGAAGAAUCCGGGGUCGACGGUGGAGACUGCGGCGACGACGACGACGACGCAGUUCGCGGAGCUGUCCGGUGAGAACGAGAAGCUGAAGAAGGACAACGAGCUGCUGAGCUCGGAGCUGGCGCAGGCGAAGAAGCAGUGCGACGAGCUGAUCGCCUUCCUGACGGGUUACGUCAAGGUCGGGCCGGAGCAGAUCCACCGCAUCAUGCGGCAAGGGGAAGCUUGCUCCUGGUCCAGCAGCGAUGAAGUUGCGCUGGCGGCAGACGGCGGGCGUCGAGAUGAUGAUGAUGAAGAAAACUGGAAAUCGGAGGAAUGCGGAGAUAACGACGUUGGCGGAGACGAAGAGAGCGGCGGUGGCGGUCUGAAGCUGUUCGGGGUGCUGUUGAAGUGCAACGCGCCGAACAAGAAGAAGAGGGGGCGCUCCGGCGAAGAAAUUGGGUUCGGUGGUGCUGGGCCUCACGCCAAGGAAAUCAAGCUCUGCAACUGAAGGAAGAAUUGAGGGAAAUGAGCAAAUCUGGGUCGGGUGCUCGCGGUGGUUUCGGUGGGCCUAGCCCAUAUAUGAUCUGUAGUGUUUGGAAUGAAGGGUAACCAGGUAGAAAGGGUGAGAAAGAAAGAAGUGAAGAAGGGUCUAGAAUAAUAAAGGUGUUUUCCACUUUUUUUUUUUGUUUUUGAACUUUUAAUACUCUGUGUAGUAAAUUGUCAUAAAUAAGCAUUACAACACAUGGCAUCUAAUAAUGGAUCGUCAUGUUAUUACACUGAAAUUUACCAAUUUGUGUUAGCCUAAUAUGUAGCCUUCCUUUUUGUUGAAG